Molecule: messenger RNA, 2333 nt
Organism: Lytechinus pictus (painted urchin)
Lineage: Eukaryota; Metazoa; Echinodermata; Echinoidea; Temnopleuroida; Toxopneustidae
Exons: 2
Coding region: 662-2266 (534 amino acids)
Source: RefSeq, a predicted model, not a curated record
GGGGGGGAUAUGAUUUUUUCUGUUGGAAAUUCAGUAACAAAAGUUAUGGCCAUCUCUUACUUACUCCAGAAAUCAUUUAAAACAUGGAGAGCUUAAAUCAUACUGUAUAGAUUAAUUGAUUUACAGAAAAUUACAUCAUUCGUUUGAAGAAAAAAAACGUUUUAAAACGAUUUAAAACGUUUUAAAUCAUUAAAAAAAAAAAAAAUUUGUUCUAAUAAAAAAAAAAACGCUUUUCAUUACAACCUAAUUAUGUUCAUACGAUGAUAUCACCGGAAAUUUUUUGGCUCUUUCCCCCCCCCCCCAGCCAGCGACCCUGUUACGCCCCUGAAAAUUACUCGUGAGAAAAUGCAUUUUAUUGCUUGUCAAGUACUAAGUACUUACAAAAAUCUAUUGUCUCAUCUUUUACGACAAUGUACCGUCUUUCGGUUUCACUGCGAUUCGAAACUUUCUAGAUUGUCAUGCAGGCGUAUGAAAAGAUGAAUAAUAUUCGCUGAUGUUUGGCACAGAGGUAACACGGAAAUUUAGAGAAAAAAAAUAGAAAUUCAUUUCAAGGACGCAAACUAUCUACCUGUACCUAUCUAUUUAAAAAAAAAAACAGAUUUUCUUUCCCGAAGAAGUGCUAUGGUGUUUUGAAUUAGUGCCUUGAUUUGACUCUACAAUCAUGAAAGCAUACAGCGUCUUCAUUGGUCUUUGGAUUCUUAUUAAUUUCAUUAAUAUCUCGGAAGGAUCUCCUCCAUCUGAGAAAAGAAUUCUGAACGAAGGAGAUAACAUGACCUUGAUAUGUUCUACUGUACGGGAUCCUGAUAUCAUAUCCUGGAUCCGCCGCAGCCAUAUUUUAACCCAAAACGGGACCGAAUACAUUGCCGAGGCCGGUAAGUCAUUUCCAAAUGGCAAAAUCUUCAAGGAAUUUCGUGAUGAUUCGCGUAUUUCAGUCUUCUUUAUAAAUGACUCGAUUGAAGACGGUAGUGUGAAUUACACGCUUUACAUUUCAAACAUAAGUAGGCAAGAUUCGGCUGAGUAUGCGUGUUAUUCAACUACGGAUUCGACCGGUGAAUACAUAUCGCUCUAUGAAAUCCAUGUUGUGGGUUGCAAUUGCUCCAUUGACACAAACGUACAUUGUGACAUUCUCAGUUUUAACAUCCCUAUUGAAGGAUCUGUAAAUAUCAUCUUUAACGGAUCAAUGGUUAGAGUUGUAUUGAUUGAAAAUCGUUUUAAGUUUUCUCAUGAUCAUCUCAUCACUUUGGCUCAAGAACAAUACAUCUUCGUGUCUUUAGAUUAUGAUUAUUUUCGAUCUAAUAUUCGAUGCAUUCUUCCCCAACAAUCGUACCCGCUAUCUACGAGGAAAACGACAACAAUACCUAUCUCAUCAAGACGACCUACAUCCGUAGAAGGCACGAAAAUAAUUACCAGCCGCACCAAUAAACCCCCUCCAACGGAUAAAUUCACAGACACAACGACACACAUGUACAUGGAAUCAACAGUACCUGCAACAAUACAUUCUCCUUUCUCCCAGUCGUCUAGUCCCACUUUUUCACUCGAUAAUUCUCUGGAGACUUCCACUAGAAAAACUCGAACGACUUGGUCAACGCGAAAGGCUCAACCCCAUCCUCAAUCGGGACGUGUCCAUUCCUCUACAGUAGCACCAUUUACAACGACGAUGCUAAAUGAACAAGAAAUAAAAGGUGAUAAAGCCUAUAUCGUCCUUAGCAAGAGGGUUGUACUUGCAGUAGCCGUGGGUGUUUCGGUCGUGCUGAUCUUCAUGAUGGCUUUCAUAGUUGCCUUGAUUGGGAGACAAGCGUUUCGGUCCCAAAGUGGUCAAAUUGAAAGAAAUAUCACCUGUUUAGAUUCUACUGAUGAGGGUUUCACCUCAUUCGCUGCCCAUCUAAACCACGACUACGAGAGGACCAUAACUAGAACGCAGGAUUCGACAUCUACCGACGUUGAAGUCGGUGCUCUGACAUAUCCGAUCAACAUCUUGCCUCUCCCACAUAGGUCUACCCCACCAAGUUCACAUGAUUACGAGGAAGUUGAAGGCCAUCCUGUAGACACUCUUGAAGGAGACUACAUGUUGCCUGACGUAAAAGAAGGAUCUUCAGAUGGCUACCUUGACAUGGUAUCCAACGUCAAGAAAGGAGAUGCAUGCGGUAAUGCUCUUCCACUCGUCACCAUUCGACAUGUUCGAAAAAAAAUGACCGAAAGGCCUAUAUCAGAAGAAAAUGGUUACCUCGUUCCAAAUGUGGAACAGUACAGGAGUCGGGAUAUGUAGGCCUGUCAUUCUAUAGAACACAGGGUCGAGACUGUUCUCUAAGGAAACGGACGGUUUCGGGCCUAUU